GUCCUCGACCCCCACCGGGUUUUGGGAGAGGUUUCGUAGUACGUUAACUAGAUUAGCAGUUUUAGUCCUUAAAUUUAGGCAUUUUUGGUUUUGUAUUUAUUGACUAUUAGUGUUCAGACUCUUCCCAAAUGAGUGAACUAGUGUGGGGAAUCAAAAAUGGGGAUUUGGAGAUCGUCAAAGAUUUAGUAGAGAGUAAGGAAAUAGAUAUCAACAAAGAAAUUGAUGGCAGGCCUCCCCUUCACUAUGCUGCUGAUUUCGGACAACCUCAUGUCAUUGAAUAUUUAGUAUCGAAAGGAGCUGACAUUAAUGCAAAAGACAAACAUGGUAUUUCUGCUCUUCUUGCUGCCAUUUGGGAAGGACAUACUAGCUGUGUAAGGACUCUUUUGGACAAGGGAGCAGAGAAGAUUGGUUCCGCUCCAGAUGGAACAAAUUACCUAGACUGUGCAGAUAAAGCUGAAAUCAAACAGCUUCUUCAAUAGGUUUCUUGGAAAUAUUUUUUUAAAAUACCUAUUUAUUAUUUAUUAAAAAUAACAUUAAAAAAUAAUUUGUUUAUUAAUAAUGUGAGUUAUUUGAAUUUUAUUUUUUUAGUAUAUUCAUUUCUAAAUGUUUUCUCUUCUAUUUAUAUAUUCAUUAGUGUUGGUGUUUUAUUUUUUAUAGGCUUUUUUUUUUAAUCUUGCUUAAAAUCCAAAGAUUUAACUAAUUUAGUUAUAGAAUUAAAUAGAUCUAAGCAAAAACUCUUAAUGUCGCUGAAUCAAAUAUUUACUUUAUAAAAUCAUGGUAGAAGUAUUUUUAUUAAAUAUAAGGAAGGUUGUAUUAAUUGUAUAAUUUUAAGAAUCCAUGCAUAUUUGUAUGGUUAAUAUCCUUCAAUUUUUGUUAUGUCUGAAGAAUUUCAUAUCUGUAAUUUUG
Messenger RNA from Nezara viridula (southern green stink bug), 906 nucleotides. NCBI's taxonomy places the organism in Eukaryota, Metazoa, Arthropoda, Insecta, Hemiptera, Pentatomidae. The record is from the annotation of a GenBank genome assembly.